GGAUUGUAAGGCGUGCCGCGUGCUGACAGCGAGUCAGCGAACAAACCGUGUUUGUGGUGCAGAGAGACAGACAGUAGUUGCCCUCAUUCCCCCCCCCCACCUUUGAGCGCAGUGGUAGCGGCCAACAUGUAUCCAGUGCCUGUGGCUGGGGUACGCGAGCUUCUUGUCACCAGUGGAUCGACAAUGGCGGCGGUUGAAGUAGCUCGGCAAAUGUCCGAAGGUGCCCGCAACCUUUCACUGUCUGGGCACGUUGGCUUUGACAGUAUGCCAGACCAGUUAGUCAACAAGUCAGUGUGUCAAGGUUUCUGCUUCAACAUUCUGUGUGUGGGGGAAACUGGUCUUGGAAAGUCCACGUUAAUGGACACCCUGUUCAACACCAGGUUCGAAGGUGACCCAGCAGCUCACAAUCAGCCAGGAGUCCACAUAAAGUCCAACAACUAUGAACUACAAGAAAGUAAUGUUCGCCUGAAGCUGUCCAUCGUAAACAGUGUGGGAUUUGGAGACCAAAUUAACAAGGAAGAAAGCUACAAGUCUAUCGUAGAGUUUAUAGAUGCUCAAUUUGAGGCCUACCUGCAGGAAGAGCUGAAGAUCAAGCGCACGCUGCACAACUACCACGACAGCCGGAUCCAUGUGUGCCUGUACUUCAUCGCCCCCACUGGCCACUCUUUAAAGUCUCUCGAUUUGGUGACCAUGAAAAAAUUGGACAGCAAGGUCAACAUCGUCCCAAUCAUUGCUAAAGCAGAUUCCAUCUCCAAGAAUGAACUCCAGAAAUUCAAGAUCAAGAUAAUGAGUGAAUUGGUGAGCAAUGGAGUGCAGAUUUAUCAGUUCCCAACAGAUGAUGAGACAGUGGCAGAGAUCAAUGGAACGAUGAAUGCGCACUUACCAUUUGCUGUAGUUGGAAGCACAGAGGAAAUAAAGAUUGGGAACAAGAUGAUGAAGGCACGCCAAUACCCCUGGGGCACUGUCCAGGUGGAGAAUGAAAACCACUGCGACUUUGUGAAACUACGAGAGAUGCUAAUCCGAGUCAAUAUGGAGGAUCUUCGUGAACAGACACAUGCACGUCACUAUGAGCUGUACCGGCGCUGCAAGCUGGAGGAGAUGGGAUUCAAGGACACAGAUCCUGAUAAUAAACCCUUCAGCUUGCAGGAAACAUACGAGGCUAAGAGAAAUGAGUUUCUCGGGGAGCUGCAGAAGAAAGAGGAAGAGAUGAGACAGAUGUUUGUAAUGAGAGUGAAGGAGAAGGAAUCAGAACUGAAAGAAGCAGAGAAGGAGCUGCAUGAUAAAUUUGACCGUUUAAAGAAACUUCAUCAGGAUGAAAAGAAGAAGCUAGAAGAUAAGAAAAAGAGCCUGGAUGAUGAAAUCAAUGCCUUUAAACAGAGAAAGACUGCAGCUGAAUUGCUUCAGUCACAGGCCCAGCAGUCUGGGAGCCAGCAGACGCUGAAACGAGACAAGGAGCGGAAAAACUUCUUUUAAUGUAUCUUCAUGGGCUGCUCUCUGGAGGAGGAGACUGCGACUUGUAGAAGAGUUAGGGACUCUUGUGCUGUGGCCGAGAUCUGUUCUUUAACUGUGAAAACUAACACUGUACUCUUAAGGGCAAUGUUCAGCUUGUGUGGGAUUUUUUUUUAAAACCCUUCACAGCCCCAUUUUGUGUUUGCAAGUUAUCUUAUAAAUAGGACUAAAGGUUGUAAAAAGUUUGGUUUUUGAAUUUUGCUCGUUUGCGGAUUAAGACUGCAAUUUUUCCCUCCUUAUUUAAUAGCUUCUGUUUUCGUGUUCUCCAUUCUCAGAAUUCAGCAAACAUGUACUAUUUACCACUUCAGUAUAGCUGUUUAGAUUAAUUUGACACUUUUAUUGUCUAGCUGAAUAUUUUUUGUAAACUGCUUUAUGACAGUGUUUUAUUGGGCUGUCUUUAAUUUAGCAGUACAGUUCUAGUUUUAAAAAAUAGUUUGCCAGGCAUUUUGCUUUUGCUUAUUGAGGGGGAGGGUGUGAAUCUAAGUUCAGCUAAUUGGACUUGUCAAAAGCAUCUUUCUGCUAUCUUACGCAUGAACCAAAAUGGUGAAGAAAAUGUAAUGGGCGCAUUUUGAGAUUUUGUAUUGAACACAAAUGUUUUAAAAAAAAAAAAAAAGAGGCUAGGCUAAGGCCUCUAAAUAGCCAUACCUUGUGGUGUGGUCCUGAGCCAUACAGUGCCAAAAGGGUCUGUGUCCAAUCCCUGGUCUGUGGUGAGUUGGUUGAAGCAUAGGUGGGGCAUUGUGAGUAGACUGAACACUCAAGGAUAGACCACUAUGUGUAGUUCAGCUUCUUUGAAUGGAGGGUUUUUAAGAGAUCAUGUGCACACAGCCCUGGUCUCAUAUUCCUUGCUGAGGACUGGACCAGCCCAGCUUCCUGGAUGAAGUGGCUCAUGGAGUUUAGCUGUUUGAGUAUGAAUGUGUGUGAGUGAUGUGCUGGAAGUAAAUCCAGCCACGGGUCACCUCCUUCACAAGUAAUUGCUGGCAAGAAGCAAGCUGGGUUUAUAGAUUAGAAUGUCUUUAGCUUCUGUGCAGUCUCACUGCAGCCCCAUCCAGAUCUCUGAAGAUCAAAUACAUGCACCCAAGUAAUGGGUUGUUUGUAUUUCAGUACAGGGUCAUACGAAAGUACAUCUUGUUCUAAUACCGUGUUUUAACUGAUUUUAUUAGCUAUCAAGCGUUAAGGUAAUUUUUUUUCUUUUGUUCUGUGUAUGCCGUCUGCACGCAAAAUAGAGUUGGAUAGGUUCUUGGGAAAUUUUGUAGGGCUGUGGGGCAAAAGCAAGGGAGUGACAUUAAUUGGAUAGCUCUUGCAAAGGGCUGAAAUCCUCGUUCUCCACUGUAUCCUAUGCAGAGACUACCUGCCUCAGGACUGAAUACUUAUAGAGAAUCCAAUAAUAAAAAAAUCCAGUUUGACUGGUGAAUUCCUAGGUAGCACAAUAUCUUAAUUGUUCUGAUCAUAAAUGUUGGUUGACCAAUAUCCAGUCUUGGUGUUUUAUUGCUUAAUUUUCACAGCAGUGAAUCUCUUUGAGAUGAACAUGAAGCAAGCUAAUUUGCGAAGGGGUGGGGAAGAGAUAGAAAGAAAUACGACGAGUGCAUGGGAGGGCUGAGAUUUGAGGAUCUUUGUGUUCCUCUCAAAGUUCUGUGUUUACAGAAUUUAUGUAGGUCCUGUGUGCACACGUGUGUGUACAACUGUGAUAGGUCCACCCCCAGUAACCACUGAGCAGAUUAUAAACUUUGAAACUUUUUUCUACAUGUAUUAUAUUUUAUCUGUCAUUUCUCUGAGCUUCCCAAAAAAAACUGUUUAAAAAUGAACAACGGAAUAAAGUAUGUUAAAUAUAUAGUGGCAUUUUUCUAUAAACUUGCUACAUAUUGUUGCUGUUACUGGUGUUUGUGACUGUACCGUGAUUAAAGUUAGUGGCUGAAGGUGGAAAUGCUGCAGAAGUUGGACUUUGCCUUGUUAACAUUUCUGAUAUUACUGUCUUUUUUUUAAAAAAAAAUCCUUUUGUCUUUCUUGCAUCUCUCUGUGGAAAUAUUGCACUUGUCUGAAUUCCAUUUGCUUUGAGCUGUUAUUUCCUAUUUAUUUAUUUCUCUGCUUCUUGCCUCGCUUUAGUGAGGAGCUGCCUGGCAAGAUUUUAUUUAUAGGUCUUUCCUUGUUGAGCCAUUAUACAAUGUUUGUUUUUUUUUACUUUGCUACCAUUGC
Molecule: messenger RNA, 3699 nt
Organism: Rhincodon typus (whale shark)
Lineage: Eukaryota; Metazoa; Chordata; Chondrichthyes; Orectolobiformes; Rhincodontidae
Gene: septin6
Product: septin 6
Exons: 10
Coding region: 127-1473 (448 amino acids)
Biological process (GO): cytoskeleton-dependent cytokinesis; cilium assembly
Cellular component (GO): cell division site; septin ring; microtubule cytoskeleton
Molecular function (GO): GTPase activity; molecular adaptor activity; GTP binding
Source: RefSeq, a predicted model, not a curated record